Molecule: messenger RNA, 231 nt
Organism: Dentiscutata erythropus
Lineage: Eukaryota; Fungi; Glomeromycota; Glomeromycetes; Diversisporales; Gigasporaceae
Source: the annotation of a GenBank genome assembly
AUGCAAGCAUCAAAUUGUUCUGUAAUUGAAGGCACAGCUAGUAAUAUAGAUGAACAAAUGAAUCAACUAAUUUCUAUUCAUGGGCCUGAUGCAUAUCAAGCUAUUGACAAAUUUGUGGAAUUAAUAGAGGAAUUUAUUGAAAAUAAUACUGGUGUUGAUAUUAAUAAGCAAAUGAUAAUUGAUGUUACUAGGAUUGAAAACCUGAAAAAAUUGAAGCACAAAAGAUUCUAA